Ziziphus jujuba (common jujube) is the source of this 3374-nucleotide messenger RNA. Its product is annotated as pentatricopeptide repeat-containing protein At4g21300. The coding region runs from base 638 to 3082 and encodes 814 amino acids. Gene Ontology annotation, biological process: RNA modification. The record is from RefSeq and is a predicted model, not a curated record. The transcript has 2 exons. NCBI's taxonomy places the organism in Eukaryota, Viridiplantae, Streptophyta, Magnoliopsida, Rosales, Rhamnaceae. Gene Ontology annotation, molecular function: RNA binding; protein binding.
AUUAACGGCGGCUUACUAAGUGAGAGAAUGGUAAGGCACAAAUGAAAUUUGCCGAACUUGCUUCUUACUCCUCCGUCUCAAGAGCUUCCUGGCUGGCCUUCCUCGAAAGCCGACGCCGACGCUGUCGUUUUUGACAUCAAAUGCUAUGCUGAAGGUUCCUCCAUCUAUUUCCAUUAUCUUUUCGUUAUCUUCUAUCAGUUAGUUCUUCUGCUCAUUUUGUUUGAUUUUACUUUUUCUUCUAUCAGUUAAUUCUUCUGCACAUUUUGGUUGGUUACUUGGAAAGUCGAUUUUCGAUUUUUUUUUUUUCAUUUUUCUUUGACGUUAUUGACAAAAUUCGCCUCUAUAAGGCAUCGUAAGAGCGUAGAAUUUUCAUUUUAUUUUAUUUGUGAAGUCUGGAUUCUCUAGUUAAUUUUUUGUAUUUUUAUUUUUAUUUAUUUAUUUUUUUUACAUUUCAAGUUCGUUUACUUUUGGGUUUUUAUUAGAGAAGACGUUAAACAUGUAAGAAUGGCAGCAGAGCAUAUCAAUCAACAAGUCUGGGUUUUCUUUCUGAAAGAACCAUCUCCGGGGAUGAUUUUUCCAUAGUCCCUGAUAAUCUCUUUUCAGUAUUUGUACUUUCCUUUGAUCACAAAAGAUCAACAUGAAGAAAUUUCUAUGCCCAACUUAUAGACAGUUUGCAUGCGUUUCAAAACCUAUGUCCAUGUUGACUAAUACAAAUGGCAAAGACUCGUUGAUUUCUCCAAGCAUGUACACUGAAGAGACUCUUGAAAACCAGUUUGCAUCAAUCUUGCAAGCUUGUUGUGUUCAUGCUUUGAUUGGUCAAGGAAAGCAAGUGCAUGCCCAGGUUGUUGUCUGCGGAUUAAGCAAAAACUGUAACCUGGGUACAAAGAUUUUGAGUAUGUAUGUUUUUUGCGGUAGCAUAAUGGAGGCCAGGAAUGUGUUUUAUCAGCUCGAAUUGCGGUAUGCUUUACCUUGGAAUUGGAUUAUUAGAGGGAUUACCAUGAUGGGUUGGUUUAAUAUUGCCUUGACGUUUUACUUCAAGAUGUUGGCUUCUGGAAUUUCACCUGACAAGUACACUUUUAUAUAUGUAAUUAAAGCCUGUAGCGGUUUGAAAAAUGCAAGGUUGGGUAAAUUAGUUCAUGAAACGAUUCAAUUGAUGGGUUUGAAGGUGGAUGUAUUUGUAGCCAGUUGUUUAAUUAAGUUGUAUGCAGACAAUGGUUGUAUCCAUGAUGCAAGGUGUUUGUUUGAUCAAAUUCCUCAUAAAGAUAUUGUUUUAUGGAAUGUCAUGAUUAAUGGUUAUGUGAAAAAUGGAGACACAAAUAAUUCUGUAGAAAUGUUCUUGAAAAUGAAAAAAAGUGAUAGUAAGCCCAAUGCGGUGACAUUUGCUUGUAUGUUGUCUAUCUGUGCCUCAGACGUUUUGAUUGGUUUUGCUACUCAGCUUCACGGGCUUGCUGUUUCUUGUGGGUUGGAGUUGGAUUCUUCAGUGGCUAACACAUUAUUAUCAAUGUAUUCCAAAUGUAAAUGCUUGUCUGAUGCACGUAGGCUGUUCGAUUUGAUGCCACAAACUGAUGUAGUGACUUGGAAUGGGAUGAUAUCUGGGUAUGUACAAAAUGGGUUUAUGACCGAGGCUUCACACAUUUUUCAUGACAUGGUAUCUGCUGGUGUCAAACCAGACUCUAUUACGUUUUCAAGUUUUCUUCCAUCUCUUGCUGAAUAUUGUAGAAAUGUGGAGAUGGCAUGCAAGAUUUUCAACCGAAGCGCCACAGUCGAUGUUGUUGUCUGCACAGCUAUGAUAUCUGGAUUUGUGCUUAACGGAAUGAACAUUGAUGCUUUGAAAAUUUUCAGAUGGUUACUUCAAGAGAAAAUGAAACCAAAUUCUUUGACCCUGGCUAGUGUUUUGCCGGCUUUUGCAGGUUUGGCUGUGCUGCGAUUGGGCAAGGAAUUGCAUGGUAACAUCAUAAAAAAUGGGCUUCAUAGGAAACGUCAUGUGGGAAGCGCAAUUACUGAUAUGUAUGCAAAAUGUGGAAAUUUGGAUCUUGCCCAUCGAGUUUUUCAAGGACUGUCUGAACGGGAUGCUGUAUGUUGGAACACAAUGAUCACUAGCUGUUCUCAAAAUGGAAAACCUGAAGAAGCCAUUGAUCUUUUUCGUAAAAUGGGGGAGGCAGGAGCCAAGUAUGAUUCUGUGAGUAUAUCAUCCAUGCUAUCUGCCUGCGCAAACUUACCGGCAUUCCACUACGGGAAAGAGAUCCAUGGUUUCAUGAUUCGAAGAGAUAUAAUCUCUGAUCUUUUCUGUGCAAGUGCCCUGAUAGACUGGUAUGCUAAAUGUGGAAACUUGGAUUUCUCUCAACAUGUUUUUGACCUCAUGCCAAACAAGAGUGAAGUUUCGUGGAACAGCAUUAUUGCGGCUUAUGGGAACCAUGGUCACCUCAAGGAUUCUCUAACUCUGUUUCAUGAAAUGUUAGAGAAUGGUAUUCUGCCUGAUCAUGUCACCUUUCUUGGUGUAAUAUCUGCUUGUGGCCAUGCUGGUCAAAUUAAUGAAGGAAUUUAUUACUUCCAUUGCAUGACCGAGCAAUAUGGAAUUCCAGCUCGAAUGGAGCAUUAUGCAUGCAUGGUAGAUCUGUUUGGGCGUGCUGGACGUUUAAAUGAAGCAUUUGAAACAAUACAGAGCAUGCCAUUUUCACCUGACGCCGGUGUUUGGGGAACAUUGCUUGGAGCUUGUCGGGUCCAUGGCAAUGUUGAGCUUGCUGAAGUGGCAUCAAAAAAUCUUUUUGACUUGGACCCGCAAAACUCUGGCUACUAUAUUUUGCUUUCAAAUAUAAAUGCUGAUGCUGGAAAGUGGGGAAGGGUACUUGAGAUUCGACGUUUGAUGAAAGAAAGAGGAGUUCAGAAAGUACCUGGUUAUAGCUGGAUUGAGGUUAACAACAUUACCCAUAUGUUUGUUGCAGCAGAUGGAAGUCACCCACAAUCUGCUCAGAUCUAUUUGUUACUUUAUAGUCUUCUUCUAGAAUUAAGAAAAGAAGGUUAUGUUCCUCAACCUUACCUUCCAACAAAUCAACAAAUAUGGGGAUGUGACACUGUAAAAUAGUUGUUAGCCAUCAGUUUUAACUCUUGUCCUUCGUUCAUCUACUGAAAUCUUUAACCUUGUUUCUCAAUUAAUGGAAACAUCUUGCACAUUGGUCUGAAGUUUCAGACCUUUAUAAUUGAGCUUGUAGUUUGUUUUAGUUACACACACACACACACACACACACACAUAUAAGAGUUAGAUGGCAAUUCUUAUUUAUUGUAACUAAAUAGAAUAAAUACUGAGUUCAAAUCUUACUACCAGUUGUGGAAAUUGUUAUUGGGAGGGAAUGGAAAAGAGAAUUGUUUGCGAUGGA